This is a messenger RNA of Thyridium curvatum, 933 nucleotides long. RefSeq lists its product as uncharacterized. The record is from RefSeq and is a predicted model, not a curated record. The transcript has 3 exons. The coding region runs from base 1 to 933 and encodes 310 amino acids. Lineage: Eukaryota; Fungi; Ascomycota; Sordariomycetes; Thyridiales; Thyridiaceae.
AUGGGUUCUUCGCUCGAGAAGGAGUCCAAGAUAUCAAAGACAUCGGUGCUUACGGAAGCGGAAAAGGAGCAGUUUAUUCAGCAUGGCUGGGUGAAGAUUGAAGGCGCUUUCACCGAGGAGCAGGCGGCCUGGGUCACCCAGGACGUCUGGACUCGGCUGGGCAUGGCUCCAGACAACAAGUCGACCUGGAAUCAGGAGCGUGUUCACAUGCCAGGACAUCGGACCUUUGACUGUGCAAAACUCGCUCCUAGAGCAUGGGCUGCCAUCUGCGAGAUAUGUGGCGGAGAAGACAAGGUUAGGCCAGAGUCUCGGUACUGGCAAGACUCCCUCAUUGUCAACCUGGGGACUGUUGAGAACGAGGGAAAACCUGUUCCCCCCCAGCAGUUGUACGGGUGGCAUGUCGAUGGCGACUUUUUCGUACACUACCUCGAUAGUGCGGAACAAGGUCUUCUGGUCAUCCCGCUGUUCACAGACAUUGUGCCCGACGGUGGAGGCACCGUGAUCUGCCCCGAAGCGAUGCCCAAGGUCGCAGCUUGGCUACAUGAUCACCCAGAAGGUGUCAACCCUCGGAUGAUCCCUCGAGGAGAGCCCGGCUUUGAAAAGGAAGGGCCGACCGACUGGUUUAACAGUAUGGCGAGAAGCUGCACAAACUUUGUUGAGGCGGGCGGCAAAUGCGGUGAUGUUUACUUGUUGCACCCUCUGAUGCUGCACUCGGCGUCGACAAACCCGCUCCGCCGGAAAGGACAGACGCUAUACUCUGGUGGAGCGCGCAACGUUAAGAGCCCUCGGAAGGGAAAGCCUACCAAACUGGAAGAUCACUGCGCCAAGGGAGAUGGUGGUACCAGAGAGAGUGCGCAGGCAGGAGAAAAUGAAGGCGGAAGAACUGGCACGUCUGCAAAAGGGUACAGCGGCCAUAGAUGCAUGAGAACUUGA